Messenger RNA from Xiphophorus maculatus (southern platyfish), 2008 nucleotides. RefSeq names its product high affinity immunoglobulin gamma Fc receptor I-like. The transcript has 9 exons. The record is from RefSeq and is a predicted model, not a curated record. Gene Ontology annotation, biological process: cell surface receptor signaling pathway. Lineage: Eukaryota; Metazoa; Chordata; Actinopteri; Cyprinodontiformes; Poeciliidae. Gene Ontology annotation, molecular function: transmembrane signaling receptor activity. The coding region runs from base 705 to 1661 and encodes 318 amino acids.
UUAAUAAAACUUUUUAUUUUAAUAUAUAAACAUUAAUAAAAAGCAUGUUAAAAUAUUGUUGCAUUUCAAGGUUUUAAGAUUCAGACAUUUUAUUUCCAACCAGCUGCUGGUUCUGUUGGACCUUUAGUUUCUAUCUGGAGUUUUAUUGAUACAUUUGAACUGAAAACAUUAAAAGUUCAUUUAAUGUUGAUCAGAUGGUUUAAAUGUUGAUGCUUUUCUUUCCUCUCCUGUAAAGUUCAGUUUAUGAUACAUGAGGUUUUCAUUCAGGAUGUGAGGAUCCGGCCCGGUCCAGAGACCAGCGAUCCGUUGGAUCCGUUGGAUCCGUUGGAUCCGUUUAACUUGUGUUUCUCCUGCAGAUCAGAUGAAGAUCUCAGCUGAUCCUGGACUCUCCGUCACUCUGAGCUGCUGGGAUCAAAUCCUCAGAAAUGAGCUGCAGUCAGAGUCUGAUCCUCUGCAGAGAUCAGACGGAUCCAGAAAACCAGACGGAGGACCGAGACGGGUUCUGGUUCUGGUUCUGGUUCUGACUGACUGACGAUGGAGGAACCAGGAACAGAGCCUGGUCCAAUUAGCAUCAUCCACCUGAUGGAGCUCCUCCUCCUCAGCAGGUUUGUCUGCUGCUCUGAUCCCUUGAUGUGGAGGAAGGAGGCGGGUUCAGCUCAGUAACAGCAGCUGAACUGAAGCUGAACUGAUCAGUCAGAGCUACGAUGAGACCAACAUCUCUAGCAGCUUCACUCUUUCUGGCCUCAUUGCUGAGCUCUACUGGGGUCAAAGCUGCUCUGACUGUGAGUCCCAGCAGAUCUCAGUUCUUUGAAUAUGAAUCAGUGACUCUGAUCUGUGAGGAUGGAUGGACUGUGAGGAGAAACACAAGCAGAGGAACCAGGAAGAGAUGUGAAGAUGGAUGGGGAGAAGCUGAUGGUUCUACCUGUAACAUGACCUUCAUGCACCCAUCAGACACUGGUCUGUACUGGUGUGAGUCCAUGUCUGGAUCCUCCAGCAGCAGCAGCAGCAUCCAGCUCUCUGUCUCUGGUGGAUCAGUGAUCCUGCAGAGUCCUGUCCUCCCUGUGAUGGAGGGAGAUGACGUCACUCUGAGCUGCAGAGCAAAGAAUCCAACCCACAACCUCCCAGCUGCUUUCUAUAAAGAUGGCUCCUUCAUUGGUGAUGAAACUACUGGCAACAAGAUUCUCAACUCAGUGAAGAAAUCUGAUGAAGGCCUCUAUAAAUGUAAUGUCAAAGGUCAUGGAGAGUCUCCAUCCAGCAGGAUCUCUGUCAAAGAGAAACCGUCAACCACAUCGUCCCCAUCAACUCCUCCUCCAUCAUCAUCCUCUCCAUCUUCCUCCCAGUUUCUCCUCUAUGGUCUCUCGUCUCUAUCAGCUGGUGUUGUUCUGGUUCUACUGGUUCUACUGGUUCUACUGGUCAAACGUCACAUUAACAGGAAAUCUAAAGAUAAUCAGGAGGAUGGAGAGGAAAGUUUAACUUACACUGAUGUUCAAAUAUUCCAGAGGAAACAACAGAAAGACAAACCAAACGGAGAAAACAAUCCGUCUGCAGUCGUUUCCACGGUGACGACAGAUGAAGUCAGUUAUGGGCAGAUAAUCAUCAGAGAAACCAGAAAAAGAGAUUAUAAACCAGAACCAAAAGUAGUUUAUUCCACCCUGAGGUAAUCCUCCAGGUCCAGCAGGAACCUCCAGCGGCCUAGUUAAAGCCCAGAGUGAUCGAUCGACUCCUGGUGAAUAUUUAUCUGUCUGUAGAACCAAAUGAAUGGAUUUAAUGUUUCAGUCUCAUGUUUUCAGUAAUUCACUGUUUUUAUUUGAAAUGUCUGAACUGUUAAAACCUCAAAGCCUGUUGAACCAGUUUAACCAGUUUAACUUGUUGAACCAAUUUAAUCUGUUUAACCAGUUUAACCUGCGGUUCUGCCGCUUGUUGCUAACAAACCUGAUGUUCCUGUCUGUCUGUCUGUCUGUCUGUCUGUCUGUCUGUCUGUCUGUCUGUCUGUCUGUCUGUCUGUCUG